Messenger RNA from Medicago truncatula (barrel medic), 4468 nucleotides. RefSeq names its product G-type lectin S-receptor-like serine/threonine-protein kinase At4g27290. Gene Ontology annotation, cellular component: plasma membrane. Gene Ontology annotation, molecular function: ATP binding; protein serine/threonine kinase activity. Gene Ontology annotation, biological process: protein phosphorylation; recognition of pollen. Lineage: Eukaryota; Viridiplantae; Streptophyta; Magnoliopsida; Fabales; Fabaceae. The transcript has 8 exons. The record is from RefSeq and is a predicted model, not a curated record. The coding region runs from base 1522 to 3975 and encodes 817 amino acids.
UGCUGCAGUCUUAAGACAGAUAAGACCUCCAAGCUCAAAAACCUUGUUUAUAGAAGAAACUCAAAAUCAGAAUUCAUUCAUUUGAAUUUGAGCCAAAAAUCAUAAUUUGAGUCAAAAUUUCCAAAUACUCAAAAAGUCAUAAAAGUUUUAAAACUUGUAUAACUUAAUUCCGUUUUUUGUUCUGGAUCAUUUAUCGAUCAGAAUCGUCCUUUGAUUGGUGAACUUCGUAAUCAAAAUAUAUUUUGUGUAAAUUCGUUCAAAAAGCACCUUUUGUUCUUUACCAUGAAAUAUAUUUUUAAGGACUAGACAUGGAAGCUCUCUUAGUUUAUGAAUUUGUGUAAACAGUGAACCGUCAAUUAAAGUCCAAAGGGUUUAGUGUUGAGUAAUUUUAGUCGAAAGAAAGUCAACCAAAAGUCUGAAACACCCCAUUCACCAGUAUUUGUUUGUACCAAAAUUUCUAGAUCCGUCCCUAUUCACCGGUUGGAUCUUAGGUUCAGUUUUUAAAACACUAAAUGUUAGACAAUUUAGAGAGAAAAAUUUGAUAUUUCAUAAAUGUGACGUUCCGAAUGUAAAUAACAGUGACAUAAUUUUGUCUAAACAAAAAUUUGCGGUCAUUGAGAGUAACGAUUUUGACGAGUUGGGCCAUGGAUAACAAUGGCGCCUUUGGAAAGAAAAGAAAAUACGCAUGCUAGAAAAUAUCUUCCUACAAGUCCUUCCAAACAAACUAUAUAAGUUUCCAUGCCGUGUUACUUGUGUUUCAUGAAUUGAUUCCAAGGUAAAAACACUCUUGUCCUUGUCUUAUUCUGGUGCAGUACAAGGUUUCACUUUCUUCACAUUACAUGUUAAAUUUUAUAUUUCCUUGAAGCCCCAUAACAAGUUAGUCAAUAGUCAUUGAUUAGAACGCUUGGAAUAAUUAAUUGUUAUGAUAUUAAUAACAUGUGUGUUUUCUCUUAGUCUCUAUCAAGAAAAUUAAUUAGGAGGAGUGAAAAUUCCAUGAUUCUCGUAAUUUCUGCAUAUGGACAGUGACUGUAAAGUUUGAACCUAUUAUAACAUAAAGUCUUCGAUUUUUCAGCCAAUGAAACCAUAAGAUAUUAUUGCAAUUUUUUGACUCUUUGUAUUUACUAUUCCAACCAAAUGGACCAUAACAGAUUAGUCUUUGCCUUAUACAUCAUGAGUAACUUUCCUUUGUUCAAUAAUGUAUUGAGAAAUGCUAAGAACACUCUCUUUCUAGCACUCUCUCUAACACUCACUCUCCUAUUGGAUUAAACACAUGUGGGUCUCACCAUUUUAUGUGGGGUCCAUUUCCAAUGUAUGAUACCCACAUGAAUUUCACCCAAUAAGAGAGUGAGUGUUGGAGAGAGUGUUAGAAAGAGAGUGUCCAUAGCACCCCUCAUAAUGUAUUUGUCCAAUCUUACGAUGAGUAACUUUCUCAUGCAUGACUUUUAAAUAUAUAAGGAGUUUUCAGUUCCCCUUUUCUUCAACGUGAAUGUUAUAAGCUCUAACUCUUUUAUUUAUUUUGUAAUGAGUUUCAUUACUUAUAUUCUAUUUGCUCUUUCUCUUAUUGUCUCCAAUUCCAUAGCCAGUGAUGACACAUCAUCCAUCAUUACUCAAUCUCAAUCCAUCAGUGAUGGAGAGACCAUUGGUUCACCAAAAGGACUCUUUGAGCUUGGUUUCUUCAGUAUUACAAAUCCAAACAAACGCUACCUCGGAAUUCGAUUCAAGAAUAUUCCAACUCAAAAUGUUGUCUGGGUUGCAAAUGGUGGCAAGCCAAUCAAUGACUCUUCUGCCACUUUGAAAUUAAACAGCUCUGGCAGUUUGGUUCUUACUCAUAACAACGACAUUGUUUGGUUCACAAAUUCUUCCACAAAUGUACAGAAACCAGUGGCACAACUCUUGGAUACUGGCAAUCUUGUUGUAAAAGAUAGUGUAACGGAAACCUAUCUGUGGCAAAGCUUUGACUAUCCAUCUAAUACAUUGUUGUCAGGUAUGAAAUUGGGAUGGGACCGCAAAAAAAAAUUGAAUAGGCGUCUCACAGCAUGGAAGAGUGACGAUGAUCCAACCCCGGGGGACUUUUCUUGGGGUGUUGUAUUGAAUCCGUAUCCUGAAAUCUAUAUGAUGAAGGAAGAACAAAAGUACUACAGAUUUGGACCAUGGAACGGCUUGCGUUUUAGUGGUAGGCCAGAUAUGAAGCCUAAUAACGUUUACAAUUACAACUUCAUCUGCAAUAAAGAAGAGGUUUAUUACACAUGGAACAUCAAAGAUAGUUCACUAAUAUCAAAAGUGGUACUUAACCAAACCAGUUAUGAACGUCCACGCUACAUAUGGUCAAAAGACGACGAAUUAUGGAUGCUUUAUUCAAAAAUACCAGCAGACUAUUGUGACCACUAUGGUCUAUGUGGAGUCAAUGGAUACUGCAGCAGUACUAAUUCACCAACAUGUGAAUGUUUAAAAGGGUUUAAGCCUAAGUUUCCUGAAAAAUGGAACUCGAUGGAUUGGUCCCAAGGAUGUGUCAGGAAUCAUCCAUUGAACUGCACCAAUGAUGGGUUUGUCUCCGUGGCAAACUUGAAAGUACCGGAUACUACAUAUACUUUGGUGGAUGAGAGUAUAGGUCUAGACCAAUGUAGAGGCAAAUGCUUGAAUAAUUGUUCAUGCAUGGCCUAUACAAAUACAAAUAUAAGUGGAGCAGGAAGUGGUUGUGUUAUGUGGUUUGGUGAUUUAAUUGAUAUCAAACUUAUUCCAGUUGGUGGGCAAGGUCUAUAUAUCAGGAUGCCUGCUUCGGAAUUAGACAAAGCCAACAAUAAUACUGAGGACGAGCACAGGACGAACUCGAGAAAAAUAGUUGUAAUAACAGUUUCUGCAGCUUUGGGAAUGCUUUUACUUGCUAUUUAUUUUUUCUACAGACUCAGGAGGAGCAUUGUUGGGAAGUUAAAGACAAAAGGUAACUUUGAAAGACACAUGGACGAUCUGGAUCUCCCAUUGCUUGAUUUGUCAACAAUUAUUACUGCUACUGACAAUUUCUCAGAGAAGAACAAAAUUGGAGAAGGUGGUUUUGGAACUGUAUAUUUGGGAAAAUUAGGGAGUGGGCUAGAAAUUGCUAUAAAGAGACUUUCACAGGGCUCAAGACAAGGGACGAGAGAGUUCAUAAAUGAAGUAAAACUUAUUGCAAAUGUUCAGCACCGAAAUCUUGUAAAGCUUAUUGGCUGUUGCAUUGAGAGAGAAGAAAAAAUGUUAGUUUAUGAAUACAUGGCUAAUGGUAGCCUGGACUACUUCAUUUUUGAUCGUACCAAAAGUAAAUUGCUAGAUUGGCCAAAGCGUUUCCACAUAAUCUGUGGAAUUGCUAGAGGGCUUAUGUAUCUUCAUCAAGAUUCUCGAUUGCGGAUUGUCCAUAGAGAUCUCAAAACAGGUAAUGUUUUACUAGAUGAUACUUUGAAUCCAAAAAUAUCAGAUUUUGGAUUGGCUAGAACUUUUGGAGGAAACCAAAUUGAAGGAAACACAGAUAGAAUUGUUGGGACAUAUGGGUACAUGGCACCAGAGUAUGCUAUUGAUGGACAAUUUUCCGUGAAAUCCGACGUUUUCAGCUUUGGUAUUUUACUGUUAGAGAUUAUAUGUGGCAAGAAAAAUCGAGUGUGUCAUCGUACAAAGCAAACUCUUAACCUUGUUGCUUACGCAUGGACAUUCUGGAAGCAUGGAAGACCUUUACAGAUAAUUGACUCAAACAUAGUGGAUUCAUGCAUUGUAUCUGAAGUAUCGCGUUGCAUCCACGUUGGACUCUUAUGUGUGCAACAAUAUCCAGAGGAUAGGCCUACCAUGGCUGAUGUGAUUCUAAUGUUAGGGAGUGAGAUGAUGACAUUAGAUGAGCCUAAGGAGCCAGGUUUUACUACGAGGAAAGAAUCUGCUGAAGCAAAUUCAAGCUCAAGUGGGAAGGAUACAAGUUCAAACUAUGAAAUGACAAUGAGCUCUUUUAGUGCUCGGUGAAAAUCAAUAGGAUACUGGUACGUAUUUCAGUAAAGGAGGUAUAAUUCCAUGGGGAACAAAGUCACUAGUAAAGUACUAGUGUUCAAAUACUUUUGUACUUGAAUGUUUAAAGUAAAUUUAGUUGACACUUAAUUUAAAACUUUAUAAUAAAUAUAGAAAUGUGAAUUACAAUCCUGUUCUGCAGUAUGUUCAUGUCCGGCCAUAGUUUACCUGCCAUAUUUAGUUUUGGGGCACUCAAGCGGGCAACCAUUUGGAUACCCCGUAUUAAAGUUGUACCGAAGUUCCACAUUGUUUUGAUUCUUAGGCCGUUGGAUAUUUAAAAGUUUUUGUGUACCUUCAUCCCUUUGGCUAGCUUUUGGGACGAGAGAGAUCUAAGUACAUUUAACAUGGUAUCUGAGGUAGGUUAAGAUUACAAUAUAGGAAUUGGACUAGGGAUUCACGCUAGACGUGUGGGUGAGUCUUAGAGUUUCAUAUUGCUCAAGUUCUUGGAUUG